Molecule: messenger RNA, 756 nt
Organism: Prunus armeniaca (apricot)
Lineage: Eukaryota; Viridiplantae; Streptophyta; Magnoliopsida; Rosales; Rosaceae
Source: the annotation of a GenBank genome assembly
AUGACGGUGGGUGAGCUGAUGAGGAUCCAAAUGGGGAUUUCUGACGCUAUGGACUCUAGAGUCAGGAGAGCUCUGCUUGGGAUUUCUGCUGCUCAGUUUUAUGAUGGUGAAACAGUUUACAUUUUAGGAUUACUUGAAAAAUCCAGAAUGCGUUAUGUCAAAGCAAGCUUUAAACUAUACUUCGUAGAGAAAUGUUCUCUUGCCAGACAAUCUGGCAGCCAACCUUUAAACCAGUAUUCUGUUUUGGUCAACCAAGGAAUUAGAAUUGUCAACUUCUCUUCUUUCCUGUAUCCUGAAGUUUCAAAAGAAAUACUCUGUUACUACAUUGGAAAAUCACUUGUUGGAAUGGCAGAGGUUGAAGCAGCCAUACAAGAAAUGUUCCAGGCACCUCAUAUUCAAGUGAUGAAAACUUCUUCCAGGCUGAGUAAAAUAUUUUUGACUGCCAUGGUGUAUGAACUCUACAAAACAGGAAUGGGGGAAACUACUUUUGAAAAGUUGGCAAUGACAGUCUCAUGCCUCUGUACAAGCAACGGAGAAGCAUUUCCUGGACAUGACAUGCUAUUAAAAAUUGGGCAAGCAACCCUAACAAGGUACGAAGUGAAUAUAAAUCAUUCUCAGGGUAAAGUGCUGCCUAGUGUAAGAGUUUCAUAUCCAGGUCUUCUACUUAAACCUGACGAACCAAAUUUGAUUAUAAUGGCAAAACCAGCAGGUGACCCUAGUAAGAGAGAUCAGCCUGCAGGGAUGGAUGAGGACUAA